Gasterosteus aculeatus aculeatus (three-spined stickleback) is the source of this 2433-nucleotide messenger RNA. Its product is annotated as E3 ubiquitin-protein ligase MARCHF2. Gene Ontology annotation, biological process: protein ubiquitination. NCBI's taxonomy places the organism in Eukaryota, Metazoa, Chordata, Actinopteri, Perciformes, Gasterosteidae. Gene Ontology annotation, molecular function: ubiquitin-protein transferase activity; zinc ion binding. The record is from RefSeq and is a predicted model, not a curated record.
UGCACAGCUGAGUGGUGCUGGGUUUAGGCUUGCCCCGUUGCUAGCCUGUUAGCCCGUGUAGCCCCUUUAGCCGUGUCUAGUAAUCCUUACGGAAACAGCCAUUUCCCUUCAGCCUUUUUGGCACAACCCCCCUCCCCCACCACCACCGCCCCCCAGGGAAGACAUGCUAGGAGCCAUGGAGAGGAUACAACGCGUGCGGCUGCCCUUUGUAUCCUCGCAUAUCAUCCGUUUUUGGUUCGACGUCAAUGUCAUUAUUUGCAGCUAGUGCUGCGCGUUUAGCUCCCGCUAGCUUGUUGUCGGGCGAUCGCAGGGCCACGGCCAAGGCCGAGCGGAGAAGGGACAGGCCGUCCGGCAUUUGCUGUGUGGGUGGACGAAGGAGGAGUAGGAGGAGGUUUGGUUUUGGAUCAGGAUUUUGAAAGCGCCUCCACGGUCAUCCUCUUCGCCAUCAUCUACAGCUGAGCCAUGUCUUCGUCAGGCUGCUGCCACCUACCCGGCUCCCUCUGUGACUACUCCGGGAACGCAGAGUCUGAUGCCUCCAAGGAUUCGGAGGAGUCCGAUUCUACUGCGCGGGCCCAGUUCAUCGCCAAGGUGACGGCCAAAGAUGGCCGCCCACUCUCCACCGUUGUCAAAGCGGUGAGCUUGCAGAGUGAUGUGGGCAUGUGUCGGAUUUGCCAUGAGGGGGCUGGGGGGGAGACGCUGCUCUCACCCUGCGACUGCACUGGUACGCUGGGUAAAGUGCACAAGAGCUGCUUGGAGAAGUGGCUGUCCUCCUCCAACACCAGCUACUGUGAACUCUGUCACACCGAAUUCACCGUCGAACGACGGCCACAACCACUCACAAAGUGGCUGAAGGACCCAGGCCCUCGCAGUGAGAAGCGCACUCUGCUGUGCGACAUGGCCUGUUUCCUCCUCAUCACACCCCUGGCAGCCAUCUCUGGCUGGCUGUGUCUGAGGGGAGCCCAGGACCACCUGCAACUGAAGAGCAGGCUGGAGGCCGUCGGCCUUAUCGCCCUCACCAUCGCCCUCUUCACCAUCUACAUACUCUGGACACUGGUGUCAUUUCGGUAUCACUGUCAGUUGUACUCGGAGUGGAGGAGGACCAAUCAGAAAGUGCGCCUCCUCAUGCCUGACAUGAAAGGGGCGCACACCACUCAGCGCUCCGUGCCGACCAAGUCGACCAAGAAAAUGACUGAUGAGACCAUCGUAUGAGUGCGCGUCAGUGGCAAAAGGAAUAUUUAAGAUGACGCCCACUGAAGCACUACCUGAAAACCAGAUUAAUCGUGAUCAUAUUUUUUGCACUUCAUAAGGACCAUUUUGGGAGGAAAGAUGUACCUCGUCCUCCUGUUUUACUUUAUUGAAGCACUUGAUGUAAACUACUACGGUAUUGGCCGACCACACAAAUGUUUUUUUUGGGGGGGGGAAGAACUCGUUCCGGAGUCAUAGUAGAUGUUGAGACACAGAGGUUUGACCCUGGACACCCAGCGCUGGGAUGUGAAGAGCUGAAGACGAGGAUAAUGGACUAACCCGCCCAACUCUGUGUCCGUGACACUUAACAUCUGAAAUGCUAGGACACGAGCUAAUGUAGCAGGAUAUAUCUGGUUCAGCAUGCUACUCCAAUAUACUAUGGAACUUAUUCACUACCUAUAAUUCCCACAUGCCUCCUCACAAUGUAUUUAGCUGUUUUUGAACAACGGGCAGCCUAUAGCCUGGCAGACGAGACUAACCGGAAACAUGAUUGGAAAAAGUCUGUCCCAGAAUACGCUUUCUUGACCAGCAGAGGGAGACACUGGCCCUCACCAGUGUUGUCAUCUACGCCCUGAAGCCCCGUGAAGGCUCCUGCUGAAGCAUCCCAUCGCCGUGUGAACGUGGGAUAUCACAUGAUUUACCUGUGUAGACGACAGUUAAUGUUACGCAUUUAUCGCACUCGUCACGGAGGGUCAGUCAGUGGCGUUUGUGUUGCGUGGGGAAACACCGACGGCAGCCGUUAAACGGCAGUGCUGUAAAUGCUUAAGGACGUGGCGUUGAAGGUGUGGGAAAGGGUUCAUGUUCUAAUUGGAGAAUGCUUCUACUAUUGUCAUCAAAGUGCAUUAGUACGCAGCCCUGCUCCACCUGUAAAUGCACCAUUCAGAAAUUGAGCUGCCCAGAAAUGAACAACUAGUUAUCAUGUCCCACAGCGCAAGAAAUGCCAUCUUGAAUAGAAAAGAUAAAGUGUUAAGAAUAGCGAGACUACAGUGGUUUGUCCUCUAUAAAUGGAGAUAUAACAGAGCAGGCUGGUAGACUGUAAAGUUUCAAAAGAAAAAUGUUUUUUUGAGAUGUCAAUGUGUGCAGCAUAUGCUAUAAAAGUAUUUUGUGUUAUUGUAGUCUUCCUGCUGCAUCCCCCAGAAAGUUGGGUUAUUGUGCAAUAAAACAAGAGGGAGUCCUGGACUAAAUCAA